Talpa occidentalis (Iberian mole) is the source of this 1917-nucleotide messenger RNA. RefSeq names its product mitogen-activated protein kinase 12 (gene MAPK12). Gene Ontology annotation, cellular component: nucleus; cytoplasm. The record is from RefSeq and is a predicted model, not a curated record. The coding region runs from base 131 to 1234 and encodes 367 amino acids. Gene Ontology annotation, molecular function: ATP binding; MAP kinase activity. The transcript is spliced from 12 exons. Lineage: Eukaryota; Metazoa; Chordata; Mammalia; Eulipotyphla; Talpidae. Gene Ontology annotation, biological process: MAPK cascade; protein phosphorylation.
CGGGCCGGUCGGUCCGGGCCGGGGGCGGGAGAGCGGCGGGGCCGGGAGUCGCGCGCGGGGCGGCGGCGCGGGCGCGGGGUGCGCGGGGUCCCGGCGAGCGCGGUCCCGGGGCGGCCCGGCCCGGCCCGCCAUGAGCUCGCCGCCGCCCGCGCGCCGGGGCUUCUACCGCCAGGAGGUGACCAGCACGGCCUGGGAGGUGCGCGCCGAGUACCGCGACCUGCAGCCCGUGGGCUCGGGCGCCUACGGCGCCGUGUGCUCGGCCGUGGACAGCCGCUCCGGCGCCAAGGUGGCCAUCAAGAAGCUGUACCGGCCCUUCCAGUCCGCGCUGUUCGCCAAGCGCGCCUACCGCGAGCUGCGCCUCCUCAAGCACAUGCGGCACGAGAACGUGAUCGGGCUGCUGGACGUCUUCACUCCAGACGAGAGCCUGGAUGACUUCACGGACUUCUACCUGGUGAUGCCCUUCAUGGGCACCGACCUGGGCAAGCUCAUGAAGCACGAGCAGCUGAGUGAGGACCGCGUGCAGUUCCUUGUCUUCCAGAUGCUGAAGGGGCUGAAGUACAUCCACGCUGCCGGCGUCAUCCACAGGGACCUGAAGCCGGGCAACCUGGCGGUGAACGAGGACUGUGAGCUGAAGAUCCUGGACUUCGGCCUGGCCAGGCAGGCAGACAGCGAGAUGACCGGGUACGUGGUCACCCGGUGGUACCGGGCGCCAGAGGUCAUCUUGAAUUGGAUGCACUAUACACAGACGGUGGACAUCUGGUCGGUGGGCUGCAUCAUGGCGGAGAUGCUCACGGGCAAGACGCUGUUCAAGGGCAACGACCACCUGGACCAGCUGAAGGAGAUCAUGAAGGUGACCGGCACGCCCCCCGAGGAGUUUGUGCAGCGGCUGCAGAGUGAGGAGGCUAAGACCUACAUGGAGAGCCUCCCCGAGCUGGAGAAGAAGGAUUUUGCCUCCAUCCUGACCAACGCGAGUCCUCUGGCCGUGAACCUCCUGGAGAAAAUGCUGGUGCUGGAUGCGCAGCAGCGGGUGACGGCGGCCGAGGCACUGGCCCACCCCUACUUUGAGUCGCUGCGGGACGCGGAGGACGACCCCAAGGCCCAGAAGUACGACGAGUCCUCUGACGACAUGGACCGCACGCUGGAUGAGUGGAAGCGUAUCACGUAUAAAGAGGUGCUCAGCUUCAAGCCUCCCCGGCAGCUGGGGGCCAAAGUGUCCAAGGAGACGGCCCUGUGAGGGCAGCAGGGACCCGGCUGUGUCGUCGCCGACUAGCCCUCGCCCGGAGGAGGCGCCUGCCUGGCCCUGGCUUGGUCCCGAGGCUCCGCGUCCCCGGACCAGGACCCGUCAGCCUGGCUCUCUGCCCUCAGCCUGACCAUGGAGGAGCAGCUGGACUUCCCGCGCCGGGUGCCCCAGCUGAGCAGCGUCCAGCCUGCGCGGGGUGGCUGGGCCUGGGGUGGGCUCUCCUGCACCCACAGCCCAGAAUGCAGCGUGCCAUCGGGUGUGGGUGGGUGUGGCCGCGUGCGGGAGGAAUAAAGGCUUUUGUAGACGCGGGCUCUGGCCACUGUGCCCUGCUGGGGGAUCUGCCUCUGGGCCUGCAGCUGCUGCCGGUCACAAAGCUGGUGCCCACCUCCCCGUCAUGUGCCUUCGCCCCUCCUGUGGGGUGAGCUGCCAAUGACCUAGACCCGAGGGCAGGCCCCUCAGGGAGAAGGUUCAGGCCUGUCCCACCCUGCGGCCAGCAGGGCUUUGGAGAGCAGCCCUCUGCUGGACGCCUGCUGACAGGCUGGUCAGGGCGCAGUGGGCUCCUCUCCCUGCCGCCCCCACGGGUAUCAGCAGGGUCAGGCAGACCCCGUGUGCUCCCCGCCCCCUGCCCGGUACACGGCUGGACACACACACAGUAGGUCCAGCCUGCAGCGGUCCAG